CCGACGAAGAGCGAGGUGGUCGCUCGUUACAGUGCGUGGUUGAUGUCGACUGAGUUCGAUCUGUGUUCAAUUGGAUUGCAUCUCGAUUCCCGACACCAGAGGCAGCGCUGGACUGAGUCCAACGAAUAUCCGUGUACGAAGAAUUGGACGCACGCGACAAUGACCUCGACGCCCAUGCCAGAUGCUGUGCCGUCGUUCCAGAUAAUCUCUUCCCUCCGAUAUGAUCCCGACCUUCCAAAGGUGACCUGUCACCAUGCGAAUGAUCAGAGCUAUCCUGCUCCAGUUGACUCACCCUAUUACCUCCUCUCCUACCACCGAGACCGUUUGACCAACGCUGCGCGUCAUUUUAAAUGGGACAAUGCGCUCGAAUUUCUACGACUAGACCUAGCCAGUUUUGAGAGAUUCCUCGAUGAAUCAAUACCCGACAGAGAGAAGCCAUGGCGGUUGCGAAUAGCUGUGGAUUGCAAUGGCAAGGGCUCGGUCGAGGUCAAUCCAACUAUUACGAUUGACCCUUUGAACCUAUUAAUACCAUCCCUCCACGACGGUGUACAGUCCACCACGUGGAAGGUUUAUGUCGAUUCACAGUCUAUAACCCCAUCUGGCUUCACAACACACAAAACUACCGCCCGAGACGACUACGCAGCCGCUCGCGUGCGCGCGGGAAUCACCUCUCCAGCAGAGACCUCUGAGGUUUUAGUAGUCAACCCGGACGGAGAAAUUAUGGAAGGGAGCAUUACCACGCCCUACUUUCGACGGCGCAUCGUGGGCAAGGAGACCGACGCAAACGAGGCAGUUUGGGUCACUCCGCCAUUGAAAAGUGGUGGGAAUGCAGGCACAAGUAGGAGAUAUGCCUUAAGUCAAGGAUUUUGUGUGGAGCAAGUGAUCACCAAGGCAGACUUGGUAGAUGGCGAAGAGUGCUGGCUCAGUAAUGGAGUACGUGGAUUCAUACGUGGUGUUGUCGUCUUGAGUCGGUAAAUACCUCUUAGAAAGAUCUCAGCCACGCCACAAUACAUAAUGGAGGCGGUCAUGUGUUUCCUGUCCGGAGCAUGCAGCAAUUGCGUUCAAAUCUUAAGCAAUUUCUAAAAACAUUGGAAAAUAUGACUAACAUGAAUAAUCAUGGAAUCAGCUUAGGUAUGCAGGUUGAUUUUGAUUUUUGAGAUCUUAAUUUAGACAUUUCAGCCAUCGAUGGACUCUAUUUCUUCUCAGCAACCACCGGGUUGGGGUUACCCUUCCACUCCAAGGGACGUGGGCGCAUGUACUCGGCCACUAUCUCAUCGGUGACCUGAGCCCGGCGGUCUUGGAAUGCCUUCACGUAGGUCUGCAGCUCUGCAAUACAGAGCUGCUUCAAUUCACCGGUGAGCAUCUCACCCUUCUCAUAAGCGGUGCGGAUGCGCUCGAGCUCGUCAUCAUCCUCCAGGAAGAAGGUCAGGUACUGGAAGGGCACAUCGACCUUUGUGUUACCGCCCAGCUCGCGGUGAAGCUCCGUGGUCUCCUGGCCACCGGAGAAGGCAUACUUGUUGAUCUUGUUCUUGAUCUUAUUGGGGGUAUCGUUCAUGAAGAUAGCAGACGUUUCAAUACUGGCAGACAUCUUAGAGCCAGGGCCCUGGAGAGCGGGCAGGAAGAUAGCGUGGAUGAGCGAAGGCUUCUUAUACUUCAUCUUUUCGGCGUGUUCACGGCAUUGGCGGAAGUAAGGAUCCUGGUCAAUGGCGCAGGGAAUCAGGCAGGGGAUAGAAGAGACCUUCUUGCGAUCGGUACCGAAGAUCUGAGGGAAGCUAGUUGCGAAUGCAGUCGCGGACUGGGUAGCGCAGAAGUGGAACUCUCCGAUGUUGUUGCUGUCGGUGAAGCCAAAGGUGCCUCGCACUUGGUUGAUCGUAAUGCGCUUAGCCAUUCUGCAGAUAUUCUCAUAGAACGCGCCACCAACGAAGUCAAAGUCACUGAAGAUGAAGGUCUUCUUCAUGUCGAAUCCGACAGCAAUGAUGUCCUUCGCAUUGGCCUUUGUGAAGCGCUUGGCGUCCUCGAUCUCGAUCUUCUGGGAAUGCAUAUACUUCUCGUCGUCGGUCAUCAUAAUCACAAGGGGAACGUCGAACACAUCUUGCAGCCAC
Molecule: messenger RNA, 2102 nt
Organism: Penicillium brasilianum
Lineage: Eukaryota; Fungi; Ascomycota; Eurotiomycetes; Eurotiales; Aspergillaceae
Source: the annotation of a GenBank genome assembly